UCCUCCUCCGCCUCCCGCGAGCCCCGAGCGCGACCGCCUUCUCCUCCUCCUCCUCCUCCUCCUGCUCUUCCUUCUCCUCCUCCUGCUGCUGCUCCUCGUCUCGCCUGGCAGCCGCCGGAGAGCCCCGGUCCCCGCAGGCGCCACCAUGUGCGGCAUCUUUGCUUACCUGAACUACCAUGUUCCCCGGACAAGGCGAGAGAUUCUGGAGACCCUUAUUAAAGGGCUGCAGAGACUGGAGUACAGAGGAUAUGAUUCUGCCGGAGUCGGAAUUGAUGGAGGCAAUGAUAAAGACUGGGAGGCCAAUGCCAGCAAAAUUACACUCAUCAAAAAGAAGGGGAAAGUGAAGGCUUUGGAUGAAGAAGUAAACAAACAACAGGAUAUAGACCUAGAUAUUGAGUUUGAUGUACAUCUUGGAAUUGCUCAUACCCGAUGGGCCACUCAUGGGGAGCCUAACCCUGUCAACAGCCAUCCACAGCGCUCCGAUAAAAACAACGAAUUUAUUGUUAUCCACAAUGGAAUUAUUACAAACUACAAGGAUCUGAAGAAGUUUUUGGAGAGCAAAGGGUAUGAAUUUGAGUCUGAAACCGAUACUGAAACGAUUGCUAAGCUUGUCAAGUACAUGUAUGACAACCGUGAAAGUGAUGACAUCAGCUUCACCACCUUGGUCGAAAGGGUUAUCCAGCAGCUGGAAGGUGCUUUUGCCCUGGUGUUCAAGAGCAUUCACUAUCCCGGUCAAGCUGUUGGCACCAGGAGGGGAAGCCCCCUGCUCAUCGGAGUCCGAAGUGAGCACAAGCUUUCUACUGACCACAUUCCAAUACUCUACAGGACAGGGAAGGACAAGAAAGGAAGCUGCAGCCUUUCUCGCGUGGACAGCACCACGUGCCUCUUUCCUGUGGAAGAGAAAGCCGUGGAGUACUACUUUGCCUCGGAUGCCAGUGCAGUCAUUGAGCACACCAACCGAGUCAUUUUUCUGGAAGAUGAUGAUGUGGCCGCUGUGGUGGAUGGUCGUCUCUCCAUACACCGCAUCAAGCGCACUGCUGCCGAUCACCCUGGGCGGGCUGUCCAGACCCUCCAGAUGGAACUGCAGCAGAUCAUGAAGGGCAAUUUCAGUUCAUUCAUGCAGAAAGAAAUUUUCGAACAACCCGAAUCCGUGGUUAACACCAUGAGAGGAAGAGUCAACUUUGAUGACUACACGGUCAAUCUUGGGGGCUUGAAAGAUCACAUCAAGGAGAUCCAGAGGUGUCGACGUCUGAUCCUUAUUGCUUGCGGGACAAGUUACCAUGCUGGAGUUGCAACGCGUCAAGUGCUGGAAGAGCUGACUGAACUGCCCGUCAUGGUGGAACUAGCCAGCGACUUCUUGGACAGAAACACUCCAGUCUUCAGAGAUGACGUCUGCUUUUUCCUCAGCCAGUCAGCAGGUGAGACGGCCGACACACUGAUGGCCCUUCGGUACUGUAAGGAGAGAGGAGCCCUCACCGUGGGAAUCACAAACAUGGUUGGCAGCUCUAUAUCUCGGGAGACGGACUGCGGGGUUCACAUCAAUGCCGGGCCAGAGAUUGGGGUGGCCAGCACAAAGGCCUAUACAAGCCAGUUUGUGUCCCUAGUGAUGUUUGCACUCAUGAUGUGCGACGACAGGAUUUCCAUGCAAGAAAGGCGGAAGGAAAUCAUGCGAGGCCUCAAGUUAUUGCCAGACUUGAUCAAAGAAGUGCUGAGCAUGGAUGAUGAGAUCCAGAAACUGGCGACCGAGCUUUACCACCAGAAGUCAGUCCUCAUCAUGGGUCGUGGAUAUCACUACGCAACAUGUCUGGAAGGUGCUCUGAAAAUCAAAGAGAUCACCUACAUGCAUUCGGAAGGCAUUCUGGCUGGCGAGCUGAAGCACGGGCCCCUCGCCUUGGUGGAUAAGCUGAUGCCGGUGAUCAUGAUCAUCAUGAGGGACAACACCUACACCAAGUGCCAGAACGCCCUGCAGCAAGUGAUAGCGCGGCAGGGGCGGCCCGUCGUGAUUUGUGACAAGGAAGACAUUGAGACCAUCAAGAACAACAAGCGAACCAUCAAAGUCCCCCACACGGUGGACUGCCUGCAGGGGAUUCUGAGCGUUAUCCCAUUACAACUCCUGGCUUUCCACCUGGCCGUUCUCAGAGGCUAUGAUGUUGAUUUUCCGAGGAACCUGGCCAAAUCUGUUACAGUUGAAUAGGAUAGUUCGUCAUUAAUUCAGUGGCAGAUGUUAACAAGAGACUCUCUUUUUUGGUACUGGAAGUUGUUGAUUUUAAAAAUCCUCCCUUUCCUCAAAUCUUAUUCCAUAUGUAUACAAGGAUCUUUAUAAUUUGUUGUGUUUGUGGCCGUGUUGAAUCCGUGGGGUACGUCAAUAGCAUUGUUAAGUGGCAACAUUUCAAAGUACAAUUUGUUUUUCCUCUUUAAAGCCAUCGUCUUUGUCCCUGCACUAGUGUGGUUGUUUCAGGCCUCCCAGGUGCUAAACCAUUUCAUCCCCUAAUGAUCAGCGGUAAGACCUUUUUUAAAAAAAGGUAACCACAAAUGAGGGUAGAUAAAGAAGCUUGAAGAACCUUAGGCUGUGGGUUGCCACAGACGAUGUUCUUUUUCCCUUUGCAAAAAGACUUUGGAUCCACUGAGGAUUGACUGUUGUCUGGUGGAGGCAUACGAUUCUCCCAGCAAUGAAGGCCUGUCCAGUUUGCGGGAGGGAGCACCAUAACCAUCACCCUCGCUGAACGGGUCAGCAACCCUGGGAUGUUGCUGACUCUUUCAACCAACUCCAUUCUCUGUGGCUGUUGUGACUGCACAAGCCCCUUCUGCUUGGGAGAGUGGAGUCAUGCCUUCAUCAUUUUUCCAACGGCAGAAAAAAAUGCAAACAGCCUGAAACUAGGAAGGUGCCUUGCUUGCUCGAUCCUUCAGGACCUAGAUCAGUCAUUCCUCCAGAUGUUGUAGUGUUCAGCUCUCAGCUGGGUCGCUGAGGCUUCUAGAACUGCAGAACAUCUGGAGGGUCAUAGAUGGAGAAUGCCAUGCCGGGGUGGAGGGCCCGUUCUUGCAUGCAGCCUUUUAAUGUGGUGAGGUUGUCAUGAAGUGUCUUAAUUGUGCCGUCUUCAUUGGGGCAACAAAAACCAGCCAUCACCUAGAGAAGGUAAGUGUUGGUUUUCAAGAGUCUUCUUUCAUAAAAUGGUGAAGCCGCAUGUCACUGGGUGAAGGGGCAGCUGGGAGAAAGUAGAUCUGUGUGUGGCUGAGAGGAUACCCAUGAGGUUCACUGUUAGAAAUAACCAAUGUUAUUUCGAGCAACUGCUUUGCAGGGCAAGAUCAGAGAGGGUGGACUCCAUUUUAUGUUGGGCCACGGCUCUUGCGUUACUUCUGCCUCCCCAAAUUUGAAUGUCUGUGUGUGGUGGGCUCCAAGAGGAGAUGAAGACAUUUGCUGAGCCUCCAGCGAGUGCAUGUAGUGGCCAUGGGAGGCUAGGCUGCUGGUUUCCACCAUCUGUGAACUGGGAGUGAUCCUAAUCUGUGGGGAAGGUUGAUAAAAGUAAUACUGAGCCAGGGAGUAUGUGUGUGGUGGUGGUGGUGGAGGAGGAAGAGCCUCUGUCCGUUGGAAGAGAGAGCCUGAGUCUAAUCUGUGGAGCAGGUUAGUGAAAUUAAUACUGAGCCAAAAAGGAAGGGGUGGUUGGUUGGUUGGUUGGUCGAUCUGUGAAAGCUUUGGUGUGUUGGAAGAUAAGAAAGAGAGAGAGAGAGCCAAGAACCUACCUUUCUUCUUAUAUUAUUUUUGGGGAGAGAGGAAGAGAGCAGCCGGGCAUGAAUGGUUCACCAGAGUGGUCUUGGGUGCUUUUCUCUUGGCCAACUUUCCCUCCAACUCCUUAUACUCAUAGUCCUCCCCCAACCCCACAUGGCCGCUGCUGGCCUGAGCUUGAAGAUAUCAAAGCAAAAUGUGCACGUUUUGUGUGUGUGUGUGUAAAAAACUGGAACAUUUUGAUAACUCAGUCCUCCUCUGCUCAUUUCCUUUGGAAUGUACUUCUUCAGCUUGUCUUUGUUUAUGGGACCACUCUGUAGAUCGGGUUUUGCUGUGCAUUCCGCACCCUGUCAAAUUCUGUUGUUUAGGUUGUUAUUUCUGCGCCUUAUUUUUUUUGUAUCUUGCUUUUUGAAUAAGAACAAGUGCCCAACCUGAUCAUGA
Messenger RNA from Pogona vitticeps (central bearded dragon), 4162 nucleotides. It is a transcript of the gene GFPT1, whose product is annotated as glutamine--fructose-6-phosphate transaminase 1. Gene Ontology annotation, molecular function: carbohydrate derivative binding; L-glutamine:D-fructose-6-phosphate transaminase (isomerizing) activity. Lineage: Eukaryota; Metazoa; Chordata; Lepidosauria; Squamata; Agamidae. Gene Ontology annotation, biological process: fructose 6-phosphate metabolic process; protein N-linked glycosylation; carbohydrate derivative biosynthetic process. The record is from RefSeq and is a predicted model, not a curated record.